Molecule: messenger RNA, 1583 nt
Organism: Equus quagga
Lineage: Eukaryota; Metazoa; Chordata; Mammalia; Perissodactyla; Equidae
Product: collagen alpha-1(I) chain-like
Exons: 3
Coding region: 1-1278 (425 amino acids)
Source: RefSeq, a predicted model, not a curated record
AUGCCGGGCGCCCCCUCGGGCCUCCGGGGCCCAGCUCGUCCGGCGCAGCGGGCUGGGGUCGCGCCCGCCUCUCUCCGGGAAGCCCGCGCUGGCGCAGUCGGCUGUCCUUCGCUUCAGCCCCAGCAGAGAAUCAGAGAAAAAAUAAAGUUUUUCCCCUUCCGCCCUCGUGCCUUUUUUUCUUCUUCUGGGUUUCGCCUCCCUGACGUAAGCGGCUACCCGCAGCGGAAGCGGGCGCCGGGGGCCCUGGGCCCGCCCUGGUCUGCAGCCCCCGCCGCCGGCCCGGGCGCCCCGCGGGCUCGGGCGUCGGGAGAGCCGGGCGGGCGCGGAGCCUCGGGCGCCCGGCCAGGGCCCGCUGGCGAGCCUCGGAGCGGCGCCGGAGGCUGGGAGAGGGCCGCAGCGGGGCAGGCCCGCGGCGCUGCCCACCCCAGAGGCGCCGGCGACGCUCGGAGCUGGACGCGGGAGGCCCGGCUCGCCCCUUCCCGGCCAGGCGGGCUGCGCCGCUCCCGCCGCCGCGCGCUGUGGGCGCGGGCUCCCUGCACCCGAGCGCGGGCCCGCGCGGCCGAGGGAGGCGGGAGCCCCGGCGAGGGAGCGCGCGGGGGCGCCCUGGGCCCCAGCCAACCUGCCGCCGCCCGGCUUUCCGCAGCCUCGCCUGCCCGGGCUCGGGGCGGCGCCUCGGACCAAGAAGGAAAAGGCCCUGUGCUGGGGGUCCCUAAUACAUCAGAGGACAACCCUGGUCUCCGUCCUAAUGGGGAUUGUGGUCCAGUGGCACGAGGCGUGGAAGCGCCAGAGGAGGUCGGAGGAGGGGACGGUGGCCGCGGGCUCGCCCGGCGCGCGCUCUACAGAGGCUUUCCUCUCGCUGUCGGUGGGACCUGCAGAGCACACAGCAAGAGGCUUGGACCACAUGCCUCAAAUCCGGGGGGCCUCUCGCUGCCCCCCGCCCCCCACGGCGUGUGCCGAAAGAUGAAGAAAAGCGGGGCGCCCACCUUGACAGCCGCUCAUAGCCCAAGGCCCAACGCGCAGAGAACGUCAUCUGCAUCCUUGCUCUUAGCAGAGAAGGAAAACCAACAGGGGGACGCGAAGAAAAGCCCACGGCUCGCGCCGAGGGCGGGGGCGCGCUUUCCCGAGGGAAGGAGGCGACGGCUCUCAAUCCGGCGGCGGCGCGCCCCCUGCUGGACGCGAGGCCGUUCUGCAGCAGCGGAGCGUGGGCUAAGGCAGGCGGGGGAAGCCAGCUCAGCACCAGUCGGAACACGGAACGAGAACCGGGAAGCCAUGCUGUAAGGAAGCCCAAGUUCUCCUGCCAGGGAGAUGCCCAGUGUGGAGAGGCCCUGGAGAAGGCGAGAGAGCCCUUCCUGGGCAUUCCAGCUUCAGAGAAGCUCCCAGGUGAGUGAAGUCAUGUCAGUGACCCUGCCUGACAUCACAGAAGAACUGCCGAAUCGACCCACAGAAUCAUGAGAAAUAAUACACUGGUGUUUCAAGCCCCCAGGUGGAGUGGUUUGUCACUCAGCAACAGAUAACUGAAAUAGCACCAUAUUUAUGGGACGACGGGAAGGAACCAGGGGAGAGAUGCUGAUUCAAGACAGAGG